This is a messenger RNA of Cornus florida, 2428 nucleotides long. RefSeq names its product ARM REPEAT PROTEIN INTERACTING WITH ABF2. The coding region runs from base 330 to 2171 and encodes 613 amino acids. The record is from RefSeq and is a predicted model, not a curated record. The transcript has a single exon. Gene Ontology annotation, molecular function: protein binding. NCBI's taxonomy places the organism in Eukaryota, Viridiplantae, Streptophyta, Magnoliopsida, Cornales, Cornaceae. Gene Ontology annotation, biological process: cell surface receptor signaling pathway.
ACAGUUACACAGUAGUCUUUUUUGAAGAAGUGAAAAUGUUACUGUAAUUUUUAAUCUGUUGUCAAGAAUCCCAUUCCCACCAAACACACAAACAUACUGGUGUCUGGUCUUAAAUCCGCAUAAAUCUCAGGCAAACCAAACCUGCCAUGAAACUGACGAUACCAAAGACGACGACGACGACUCUAAUCGAUUCUGACCACCAUGAACACCAAUCAAACUCCAACACAACCCACCACCGUUUGACUCCUCGAACAACCAAAAAGUCGCAAUCUUUCGAGUUUCAAUUCACAAUUUGAACAACAAUCCCAUCUGGGUUCGUUUCCAAUCGAAUGAUCGAUUCCAUGGCCACCGAAGAGAACAAAAUCAAGGAAGUCCUCUCCUUUACGAUUGACUUAUCGGAGCGAGUCCGCCACGCCGCCGAGGAGGCCGAGUCGUUCAAGGUCGACUGCGCCGAAGUCGGCAAACAAGCUGACCGCCUCAUCACAAUGAUCUGGGCCGCCGCCCGGUUCGCCACCUCCACCGGUUCCCUCUACGAGCGCCCCAUCCGCCGCAUCGUCGCCGACGUGUCGAAGAACCUCGACCGUGCCCUAACCCUAGUCCGGAAGUGCAAGCGCCGCAGCGUCCUCCGCCGCGUCGUCACCAUCGUCUCCGCCGCGGAUUUCCGGAAAGUCACCACCCUCCUCGACGCCUCAAUCGGCGACAUGAAGUGGCUGCUCAGCAUCUUCGAGUCCAGUAGUGGCGGAGGAGGUAUUGUUCUCUCUAUGCCCCCAAUCGCGAGUAACGAUCCUAUUCUCUCUUGGGUUUGGUCUUUCAUUGCUUCGAUUCACUCCGGUCAAUUGAAUGAUCGAAUAGAGGCUGCGAAUGAACUGGCUUCGCUUGCCAAAGACAAUGAUCGGAACAAAAAGAUCAUCGACGAAGAAGGUGGCGUACCCCCACUCUUGAAGCUCCUGAAAGAGAACACCUCACCGGAGGCCCAAAGCGCCGCGGCGACGGCGCUUCUCAACUUGGCUAAUGAUCAAGAAAGGGUCCAUUCAAUCGCCGACGAACUUGGUGUUCCGAUUAUAGUUCAGGUUCUUGGUGAUUCUCCGAUGAGAGUUCAAAUUCGGGUGGCGAAUUUGGUUGCUAGAAUGGCAGAGCACGACCCAUUUGCUCAAGAGGAUUUUGCUAGAGAAAAUGCAAUCAGACCACUUGUGACUUUGUUGUCAUUUGAGACUUUUGUGGAUGAUACUACUAACCUUCAAUAUGGUAAGCAAAGCAUUCAUUCUCUUGUUCAGAUUAAUAAGGAGAUGGAGAGGAAUUCAUUAAUGUCAUUUAAUUACAAACCACAUUCGAAUUCGUCUUUAUCAUUGCAUUCUGAGGGUAGUAGUAGAGGAGGAGGGCAUCAUAGGAAAGAGAGAGAGAGUGAGAAGCCUCAAGUGAAGCUUGAGUUGAAAAUCACUUGUGCCGAGGCUUUAUGGAUGCUUGCUAAAGGUAGUGUGUCGAAUAGUAGACGAAUAACCGAGACAAAAGGGUUGCUUUGCUUGGCUAAACUUGUUGAGAAGGAAUCUGGGGAAUUGCAGUUUAAUUGUUUGAUGACGUUAAUGGAGAUAACAGCUGCAGCUGAAUACAAUGCUGACCUCAGAAGGGCGGCUUUCAAGACCAACUCUCCUGCUGCAAAGGCUGUUGUUGAUCAGCUCUUAAGGAUAAUCAAGGAGUCAGACAGUCCAACACUGAGAAUUCCGGCGAUAAAGUCCAUUGGUUCAUUGGCUCGGACCUUCCCGGCUAGGGAGACCCGUGUCAUUGGUCCCCUGGUCGAGCAGCUUAGCCAUAGGAACCAAGAUGUGGCUACAGAAGCUGCCAUAUCACUCGGGAAGUUUGUUUGUCCGGAUAAUUUUCUUUGUGCGGAGCAUUCUAAGACUAUAAUCGAGUUCAAUGGUGUCCCGCCUCUGAUGAGACUGCUGAGAGGCAAUGACAGGUCACUGUUGUAUGGACUGGUUCUCCUAUGCUACCUUGCAUUACAUGCUGGCAACAAUGAGGCAUUGAAACAAGCAAGAGUGUUAACUGCUCUUGAGGGGGCUGACCGUGCAGUCGUCACCCAUCCUGAGUUGAGAGAAUUGGUACCCCAGGCAAUCUACCACCUAAAUAUAUAUCAUACCGAUGUCCUUCCUCAAAGGCAGUCUUAUUCCCCAUGAUGAGAAAUGAGUCCAAUAUGGUGGGUAUGUAGUUGUAUUAUACUUGGACGAGGUUGAUACAUUUUGAUCAGAGGAAAGGAAUGGUUAAUAGAAAGGCAUAUUGUUGCUCAAUAUUGAAUAUUUAUUGUUCAUCUUAAUUGGUGUUCUGACAAAGGAGUAAUACAUUAUCUUAAGAAAGAUUAAAUGUUCACAUACCCUGUUUCCUGCUCAUAUUGUGGUUGAUAUGUUGUUUUAUGGAAAAUCAAGUUCUUUAUGUA